GCAAGUAUCAGGAAUAUACAGAAGUCGACAGAAGUAUUAUUUACAGUUUACUGUUGUGUGACAAGUACACUGCUACUGUAAAUAGGGAGGCGUUCAAGUCAAUAUUGAUAAAGAUACGAGAACUGUAUUACCAAAGGAUUUCUGCGUCUGAUGAUGUUGAUGUGACAUCCCUUCAAGAUGAUGUCAAGGAAACCCAGAAUGGUGAGAUAACGUUUAAAUCAGACGACAUCAGACAUGACGCCAUGUACGCCUUUGUUACGGAGUGUCUGGUAGAGGACAGUGAUCUGGAGUUUUUCCUGACCACAGCGUCACGUGACGUGAUAUCAGAAUACUGCCGGUCCUGGGAUUAUAAGAGGAGUGAGGGAGAGAGAUGUCUGUAUAUACCGGACAGACCGGAGAAGAUGUACGACCUGUUCAUAGACAGUCUACAGCUGGACAUCAUCAUACACUGUACCAUGUCUGACGGGGAGAUUCAUGACAGGAUCAGUGAACAUUUGAAAGUACCACGUGAAAUAUUGGAAUGGGACCAGAAAGCCAGGGUGCGGUACGUUCAGUACACCGAGAGAGGGGGAGUACAGGAAGUCCAUCACGCCCGGGGGAUGAUUGUGGGAUGUGCUGGGGCGGGGAAAACAACAUUACUCAAUCGACUACUCAAGCGAAGUAAGAAGGAAAUAAAAAAGUUAAAAUCAACGAAAGGACUUGAGGUUCACGAGGAAAUAUUUGAAAUCCGUGAAAAGCGAGGAACAUUAAUAAAAGCUAAGAAACAUAUCAAGAGAUCAAAUAAAGAUGCCCGGAAAACGUUGAGUUUCUUUGACUUUGGGGGCCAGUGUGCGUAUUACGCCUGUCACCAGAUUUACUUGACCAGGAGAGCUUUCUAUGUUGUUGUUGUGGACGCCUCUAAACGUCUUGACCAGAAAGUGGAUAGGGAAGUGUGUGACCAGGAAGAAACUGUAUUUGCAAACUGGACUUAUAAAGAUUACUUUCUUUUUUGGAUGAAAUCCAUUCACACAUAUUGUCAUGGACAUUUAUAUAACGACAAAGGUAGUGACGUUAUUAUCAUUCUAGUAGCAACACACUGGGAAAAAAGUGUUUACAAGGAUAAAGCUGAUUUCCUUGAUAGUUUGCAGAGGGUAUUGCCAGCCAAUUCUUACCUUGUCCAGUACAUCAGAAAAGACAGGUGUUUCUGUACAAAUUUAUUAAAAGACAAAAUUAAUGUCCUUGAACAAGCCAUCGUAAAGAUAGCAGCAGAGAAAACGUGGAGUGAAAAUAUUCCCUCAGAAUGGAUUUUAUCUGACACAUUUCAGAAACAGAAAUGUAGACGUGUUAUGAAUCUUGAGGAAAUAAAAAAUCUUUUUAAGCAUCUUGAAGAUGAAAAACAAAUACAUGAUUUGGCAAAUGACAUGUUGAGAUAUUACCACGAUGCUGGAAAAGUUAUUCAUUUUGAUGAAGAUUAUCUUAGGAGCUCUGUGAUUAUUGAUGUCCAAUGGUUUGUAAAUGCAUUUAAAUUAAUUAUCACAGACAGGCAUCAUGUGAAGGGUAUUGUUGCUGAGAGACAAGAUUGGGAGGAAUUCUACAAAACAGGGAAUUUAAAAGAUUCCCUUCUCAGUGAUAUAUGGAAACUAGAAGAUAAAAGACUUUUGGAUACCAUUAAAGAUUCAACUUCAUCAGAAAUCAUAAACAUUGUCGAAGAUUCUCGCUUUCUAAUGCACCACAAAGAAGAAUUAUUGUUGUACUUGCAGAGAUUGGGUUUGAUUUCCAGUGAAGGUCAAUUACAUUAUGUUCCUUCAAUGAAUAAAAGAGACUUUGGAGAAAAACAAAAAGAGAUUAUCAACCGGUCAAAUUCAAAGUCAUCAGUACUUGUGUACUUGUUCGACUUUUUGCCUUAUUUUUUCUUUUAUCGUUUAGUCGUGGCAUUGAUGCAAAUCGAAAAUUGGAAAGUUCUGGAAAGUGACGGCAUCAGUUGUUUGUACAAAGAUGCCGCUAUGUUCAAUCACAAAAGUCAUAAUAUUGCCAUCAGCGUUACUCCAUCUACAAUUCAGCUUCAAAUCUUUCAUUCCCUCUCUCAGACGGCAAUGCUCCAUGAAGUGACUUUGUCUAUUCGAGAAAAAGUUGAAUCCAUAUUGCAGAGUAUUACCAGAUCUUUUCACAAAAGCCUUUCUUACAAAAUGGGAUAUCUAUGCGAUGGAGAUGGAAAUCAAAUUGUAGGCAAAGAAGUAGCUCACAAUUUCAUUAAGGAAAGCAUGUUGGGAAGUGGAAGCCAGAUGGCAUGCCCUAAACAUCAGGUGGAGGGCUUCCACACAAUAAACCCGGCCUAUUUGCUGAAAUACUGGAGAUAAGAGCACUUUUUCCAGUUAAAACAAUCUGACGAAUCCUGCGUUAUACAUAUAUAUUUGGCUUAUAUAAUAUGAUAGACUGAUCCCACCUGCAAUGUUUUGGAUGUCUGUGUUUGAUAUGUUCCUAUUUUCAUAUUGUUUUAUAGGCUUUUGAGCUUGAAUAAGUACAGUUCAUUAUAUCAGUAUAUUUCAGUACUCUACUUAAAUAUGCUGAUAAAUUUGUUU
Saccostrea cuccullata (small rock oyster) is the source of this 2558-nucleotide messenger RNA. RefSeq names its product probable serine/threonine-protein kinase pats1. The record is from RefSeq and is a predicted model, not a curated record. The annotation marks the transcript as partial. The transcript has 5 exons. NCBI's taxonomy places the organism in Eukaryota, Metazoa, Mollusca, Bivalvia, Ostreida, Ostreidae.